UCAGGACUUUAAAUCUGGCAAAUGCCGUGGUAGGAAGGGUCAGUCAGGAGAAAGGCGAUACCCCACCCCGCAACCCAAAGGCUGCCAGUGGCCCUCUUGGGGUCCUCCAGGAGUGCAGCCCAAGGGUCAGGGACUGCUGGAGACGAGCACUGCCAGCUCGGGAUCCGUGGGGUCCAUGGCUGCUGUUCCUUUCAGCAUGGCAUCGCCAGCUUCCCCGGGACCACAGCCUGAUCUGCCUGGUUUGUUUUGGAUCUAAGCUGAAAUAAUGAUGAGUUUUGAGGAUCUGGAUGAGGACCCAGGCAAGUUUAUUACCUGCUGGUGGAAGUGGGAGGAAGAAGAUUCUCUGCGCAGACAGGUCCACAAGAGAGCUCUGGAGACUCAGAGAUCUAUGUUCCAAUCCUGUCUUGGCCACUGUGUGGUCUGAGCAAGCCGUCCUUUCUCUGAGCCUCGGUGGCCUCAUCUGUAAGAAGGGACUAAUGAUACGGGAUUUGAGGGCUGUUGAGGAGCUGAUGAGUGUGUCAUGUUCAGUACCAGUGUCCCCCCAUGGGCAGGCUCACAGCUUAGGGAUGGGAAGUCAGUCCCUGGAGGGAGCCUGCCAAAACCAGAAUCCCACAUGUGCCCCUCCCUAGGGCACAAGCCUUCCACAGGACCAAGCCUGAGCCGUGUAGCCUGGGACUUAAGGUCUCUGAUAACUGGGGCCUGCCGGCCUUUCCAGCCACCUCUCGCGCCUGAUUCUUCACCAUGCAGCAGCUGUCUGGAGUCUCUCAUUUCUUGCCUCGGUCCUGUUGCAUAUUCUACACUCCCUGCCUGAUAAGCCUCCUACUCGCACCUUCCUCAACUGGAGAACUACCCAGACUUGGGACCCAGCUCAGAUGGCCCCUCCUCUGGAAAGCUUUCCUUGAUCCCCACAGCAGGGUUGGAGCCUCUUCUAGGCCCCUACAGUCCUGGUGCUGACAGCCCUGGUCCCACCUGGACCGUCAUGAUCUAUGUCUGUCUCCUCCUUUCCUCUUCUCAGGUCUAGGGGGUCCUGGAGGGCAGAAACUGGGUCUGACUCAUUUCUGUGUUGCCAGCAUCCCGCACAGGGCUGAGCUGAACUGAGAGAGCAGCAGCAGCCCCCAUCCCCUGUUUCUGGCCCCAGCUUCUCCAGUAAAGGCCUGGCUGCAGGUGAGCUCCAUGUCACUCCAAAGAAGGGCAAACCAGAAUAUGGUUAUCAAAGUGGGUGGCACAGUUUGCCAGAACAGUGUGAUCUGGGACACUGCAGGACCUAGAGUGCCCAGGCUAAAGACCUGGAUUUUAUCCUGAAGGCAAUAAGGAGCCAUGGAAAUUUAUGAACAGAGGAGUUUCAUGGUCAGGUGGCAUUUCAGAAAGAGCUCUCUGGCUGCAGGAUGGAGAAUGGAUCAAGUAGUGCCAAGUGCAGGAAGGUCAGGGCAUUUGUGAUGUCAACACUAGAACUGUCCCAGGAGUUGUUUAAACCCUAAUUGAGUCCUUGCCCGUUGGCCAGACACUUUUCCCUGAGCCUUCAGAUGCUCCUGCUGAGGAAUUUGGGGACCUGCAAUUGAUCUCAUUCCAGCUCUGCUCCCAGCUUGUUGGAUGACCAGUUCCUGCCCUGCUAGGCUCUAAAAGGAGGCCAGAACAAGAAACCACAUGACCGCAGUGUGAAAGGUGGACAGACAGGGCAGGGGUGGAGGCACGGAGGCCAGUGAGGAGGCUGGUGCUGUGGACUGUGGAAAAACAGACCUCAGGCUGCAGUGCGGGGACCAUGUGGUGCAUGUCCGAGGAAUUUCACUGGUUGAACUAACAGGACUUGGAGCCCCUUGCGGCAACAGCACUGCCUGCCCAGAAAAAUGCUGGAGGCUAGGUGUGGCCCCAGGCCUGGGGACCUGUUUUUCCUGUUUCCUGCAGAGUUCCCUGCAGCCCAGUCCAGGUGUGUGCAUUCAUGAAUGAGGAACCCGAGCAGGCACUGAGCAUCCUGACCUGGAGAGCGGGGGCUGGUCAGAGAUGGGAUCUUGCUAUAUCAUCCAGGCUGGAGUGCAGUGGUGUGGCCACAUCUCACUGCAGCCUCAACCUCCUGGGCUCCAAUGAUCCUCCCACCUCAGCCUGCCAAGUAGCUGGGACUACAGGGCGAUGGCGGCAGACCUGGGCCCCUGGAAUGGCACCAUCAAUGGCACCUGGGAUGGGGAUGAGCUGGGCUACAGGUGCCGCUUCAACGAGGACUUCAAGUACGUGCUGCUGCCUGUGUCCUACGGCGUGGUGUGUGUGCUUGGGCUGUGUCUGAACGCCGUGGCGCUCUACAUCUUCUUGUGCCGCCUCAAGACCUGGAAUGCGUCCACCACAUACAUGUUCCACCUGGCUGUGUCUGAUGCACUGUAUGCGGCCUCCCUGCCGCUGCUGGUCUAUUACUACGCCCGCGGCGACCACUGGCCCUUUAGCACCGUGCUCUGCAAGCUGGUGCGCUUCCUCUUCUACACCAAUCUUUACUGCAGCAUCCUCUUCCUCACCUGCAUCAGCGUGCACCGGUGUCUGGGUGUCUUACGCCCUCUGCGCUCCCUGCGCUGGGGCCAGGCCCGCUACGCUCGCCGGGUGGCCGGGGCCGUGUGGGUGUUGGUGCUGGCCUGCCAGGCCCCUGUGCUCUACUUUGUCACCACCAGCGCACGUGGGGGCCGCGUGACCUGCCACGACACCUCGGCGCCCGAUCUCUUCAGCCGCUUCGUGGCCUACAGCUCAGUCAUGCUGGGCCUGCUCUUCGCGGUGCCCUUUGCCAUCAUCCUUGUCUGUUACAUGCUCAUGGCUCGGCGGCUGCUAAAGCCGGCCUACGGGACCUCGGGCGGCCUGCCUAGGGCCAAGCGCAAGUCCGUGCGCACCAUCGCCAUAGUGCUGGCUGUCUUCGCCCUCUGCUUCCUGCCCUUCCAUGUCACCCGCACCCUCUACUACUCCUUCCGCUCGCUGGACCUCAGCUGCCACACCCUCAACGCCAUCAACAUGGCCUACAAGAUCACCCGGCCGCUGGCCAGUGCUAACAGUUGCCUUGACCCGGUGCUCUACUUCCUCGCUGGGCAGAGGCUUGUACGCUUUGCCCGAGAUGCCAAGCCACCCACUGACUCCAGCCCUGCCACCCCGGCUCGCCGCAGGCUGGGCCUGCGCAGAUCCAACAGAACUGACAUGCAGAGGAUAGAAGAUGUGUUGGGCAGCAGUGAGGACUCUAGGCGGACAGAGUCCACACCGGCUAGUAGCGAGAACACUAAAGACAUUAGGCUGUAGGAGCAGAACACUUCAGCCUGCGCAGGUUUAUAUUGGGAAGCUGCAGGGACCAGGGCUUGUGCAGAUUGUACGGUCUCCCCAGAUAUGGACCAUCAGUGACUCAUGCUGGAUGACCAAGGAAGCCAUGACCCCAUGCUCCGUCAUUUAACAGGGGCUCAGGAUAUUCGCUCUGUGGUCCAGAGUCAACUGUUCCCAUAACCCCUAGUCACCAUUUGUGUGUAUGAAUUGGGGGAAUUAAGUUUCAAGAAAGGCGAGAGUUAAGGUCAAUGACACCCCUGGCCUGACUCUCACGCAAGUAGCUGGCUGUACUGCCAAGGUACCUAGGUUGGAGUCUAGCCUAAUCAAGUCAAAUAGAGAAACAGGCCCAGAGAGGAAAGUGGCUUACCAAGGUCACAUACCAGAGUCUGUAGCUGAGCUACCUGGGGUGGCGGCCAAGUCACAGGUUGGCCAGAAAACCCUGGUAAGUAAUGAGGGCUGAGUUUGCACAGUGGUCUGGAAUGGACUGGGUGCCACAGUGGACUCAGCUCUAAGGAGUACCCCCAGCCCAAGAGAUGAACAUCUGGGGACUAAUGUCAUAGACCCAUCUGGAGGCUCCCAUGGGCUAGGAGCCAGUGUGAGGCUGUAACUUAUACUAAAGGUUGUGUUGGCUGCUGA
Macaca mulatta (Rhesus monkey) is the source of this 3912-nucleotide messenger RNA. The record is from RefSeq and is a predicted model, not a curated record. Lineage: Eukaryota; Metazoa; Chordata; Mammalia; Primates; Cercopithecidae.